Messenger RNA from Salvelinus fontinalis (brook trout), 13183 nucleotides. Its product is annotated as GRB10-interacting GYF protein 1-like. The record is from RefSeq and is a predicted model, not a curated record. Gene Ontology annotation, biological process: insulin-like growth factor receptor signaling pathway. Bases 2495 to 5737 code for a protein of 1080 amino acids. Gene Ontology annotation, molecular function: protein binding. The transcript has 25 exons. Lineage: Eukaryota; Metazoa; Chordata; Actinopteri; Salmoniformes; Salmonidae.
CCCUGUAAACAACCCAAGUGAAGUGCAGUGUUGACGUAUGUGGCUCGAUUACGGACAUACCACGACAACCGCCUGCGAGCACGCUAAAAUGCAUUAGAUUCAGCCUAAUUGAAAAUCAUUAUUUUAUUAUAAGUUAUACAUGCUGUGCAAGUGUGGGAUGGUUGGUCUGAAAAUAGCAUAACGAGCUAACAUUAGCAAACAACUCGUAACACAAGUCAAUGUUACGUCACGUGGUGUGAGUAGGGCGGCCAUCUUUCUCUAAAAACACAAACAACAAGAGUAAGGAGCAGACUUCUCGACUAGACAUCAACACGCAGCGACCGUAGGAGAGGGGGUAAAUAAAUCAAAUAUUGAGCACGACUUCAUGAGAGUAUCAGUACCAUUCUGUUGGAGGAGGAUGUUUGCAGAAAGAGAAAGGAAACCAAUGCAUAUGAAUUAAAACCGAAGAUUGUACACAACAAAACGUAUUUAAAAAAUAAUAAAAUAAACGACAUUAAUUCAAAGCAGUUUGAAGGGAGGUGGACAGGAAUCAAAGGUGUCGACACCUAGCGGGCCAGUCAAGCCACGUUUCAGUCGGAGAGAGAACGACAAGAGAGAAAAGAGGGAGAGAAGGAGGGAGAGAGUCGCGUCUGCUCCUGGCAGCUGUUCCAGCAGCCUGUUCUGUUUUCCCCUGGGUUUUUGAUUUAAACCGAGAAUAAUCGUCAUUUUUUUUCAUGUCAAAUGUGAUAUUACUGCUGUUGUCGUAAUCAUUAUUGUUACUAUCGAGUAUUUUAUUUUGUUUGUUUCAUCAACUCGUUUUCGGAUUAUUCCAGUUUCUUGUUUUUAUUUUUACGACUUUUUCCAGCUGUGAGCAGAGGCUUCUUCCAAACUGUCCUCAUAUCCAUACCAGUACUCUAUCCCCUAUACACACCUGAAACAGGCAGCUAUUCUCUAUCUCUGUGUGUAUUGGGGAGCUCUGUUACCACAGCUGUGUAAGCACCACUCAGCCUUCUCACUCAGCCUUCUAAGCCUAACUAAGCCAGUCCUAGCCUGGUCCAGCGAAGUCCAGCCUGGUCCACUCUUCUGGACAGGGUAAGACCUGUGUGUGUGUGUGUGUGUGUGGUGUGUGCGCGAGCAUGGCAUUUGUUAGUUGGUGUGUGUCAGGGUUUCCGUCAGGAAAAUGUGGCACUGGACAUUUGACCGGCAGCAUUUUAAUUUACCAGACAUUUGAGAACUUUACUGGACCCGUAACCUGAUUAGGGCGUCCACCCACGGUGCUCAGAAUGACAGAUUAGGGUAAUUCAACAGAACAUGCAAGUCGAGGAUGUAAUGAUGUAGGGCUGUCCCCGACUACAAAUAAUUUUGGUCAACCGAAAGUCCUGUGUUCGAAUGUGUAUUUUUCCAUAUAUACACACCCUAUGUGUGUUUUUAAUCAAAUCAGCUAUAUAUGUGUAGAGCUUGUCUGAUGCUUGAAGCUCACUAUUUGAUGAAAUUACACACAAAUUACUUAAGAGGGAGCCAGAGAUCAAGAUAACCAGAAGAAGAAAAAAACUGAACCUGUCCCGACCAUCCUCCCGCUCCUACUGGCUUUCCCAGAUUCUGCCGUUAUUCUCCUGAUGUUCCAGGUAACAGGCUACACGAGGAGUCGGUAAACUUUCUCAUGUGGAAUGCCAAUCUAUCUUCCCAUGUAUACGGUUCUGCAUGCCAGUUAUGGUUUUCAUUUUCAUGGGACAGUUUAAUUUCAUGUUAUAAUAACAUCUUUGUAUCUCGAUCAUUGUCAUGUGAAAAUAUCCAUUUGAAAUUUAGAAAGAGCGCCCAUCGUUUUAGUCAUAUUGUCAGCUAAUCCAUCUAUAUGACUAGGAUUGUGCAUUUGGCUACUGGACAACGAAAGAAAGUUUAUAAUAAAAUAGUUUCCUCCACUCCACAGAUAUGGUCAGAUUUUGGCUAGGCUACUCUGAAGCAAGGUAAAACAUGCUUCAUAAUAUGCAGUAAAACGUUCCGGUUUCAAACAACUAAGUAUACGUUCUCAAAAUGCACACUGCCUCCAGCUCAUCGCAAAGUGGUGGGUGACGUGUACUGUUUGAGACGCUGUAGCAGCAGCUCUCGCGCUGCCUGACAGGUUUUCGGUUCAAACGCUCUGUAUCUGUAUGCUGUACGCGUGUGAUGAAUAAAUAAAAUCCAUACCGAAUAUUCUGUACACGCGGCAAUUUAAUUCCACUAAAUUAUGCAAAAUACCUUAUAGAUUGAUAAGCAUGACCAGUCAGAUGUAUUUCCAUCAAUGAAUAGGUUAAAAAGCUUUAUUUCGCAAUGUGAUUUUUGAAAUGUAGUUUCUCUUUUUCCGGACAAUUGGCCAACGGCAAUUUCAUUUAUCGGCUUUUGACAACAAAAAAAUUAUCAUCCAAAAGCCAGCGAUUCCCGGCUAAUGGAAACCGCGGUGUGUGUGUGUGUCACUCAUAGAUGAAUCCUUUUCUUGCUCCUGUUUCCAGAUACUCAGCUCUGUAAAGACGUGAGGAAUAUGACUGCUGAGACACUUAACUUCGGCCCAGAAUGGCUCCGUGCACUAUCCAGUGGGGGGAGUGUGACGUCCCCCCCUCCUUCCCCCGCCAUGCCAAAGUACAAGCUGGCCGAGUAUCGCUACGGCCGAGAGGAGAUGUUAGCACUUUAUAUCAAAGAGAACAAGGCCCCAGAGGACAUGCAGGAUAAGGAGUUUGCUGCUAUUCUGCAAGAUGAGCCCAUGCAGCCACUGGCACUGGAGCCUCUCACUGAGGAGGAGCAGAGGAACUUCUCCAUGUCUGUGAACAGCGUGGCUGUGAUGAGGCUCAUGGGUAAAGGAGGUGGAGUCGCCCCAGCGGGCAUGGCCCGAGGCAGAGGCACCACACGAGGUGGAGGCCGAGGGCGAGGCCGAGGAGAGAGUGGAGGAUUCUACCAAAGAAGUAUUGAGGAGGGAGAGGUGGGCUUCGGCCGCGGAGCCAGAGAGAUCUAUCGCAGCCAGAGCUGGGAUGACAGGGGCGAGAGGCGUUUUGAGAAGCCUGCACGUGCCAGGGAGGGGGUACGUGUUGGAUUAGAGGAGGUGACGGGUGUCCCUGUGCCGGGGGUGCCGAGGAAGGACUACACGCGGUCUGACAGUGAGAACUGGCGUACCCUCAGAGAGGAGCAGGAGGAAGAGGAUGGGGCCGACCCAGGAGGCAGCUGGAGACUGGCCGGAGCACGUAGAUUAGAUGACGGAGGUCCAAGGUCUGCAGGCUGGCGGGAGCACGACGGUCCGGUUGAGGGGCGUCGCAGGAAGUGUGAGUUUGACUUCGGCGGAGGUCGCAGGCGGGCCGGGAGCGAAGGGUUAGAUGACGACAGAGACGGACUGCCUGAGUGGUGCACUGAUGAAGAGGACGGAGAAAUGGGCACCUUCGACGCAUCCGGAGCCUUCCUCCCCCUGUCCAAGGAUGAGGAGUUUGACUUCCAGGGGAUAGAGGAGGAGGAAGAGAGCCUGUCUGGCAUGGAGAGGAUCAUGAAUGGAGGACAGAGAGUUGACGUCAAGGAAUCAGCCAGUGACGGGGAGGUGACGAACAGAACCAGUCCCCCCUCCUCCUCUCCCCCUGCCCCUCCAGCCCUGGGCCUCAACCCCCCCAUGCCCCAGCUCUCCCUCACAGUGGCUGAGCUGGAGGCCUCUCAGAUGGCCGACAGCCACCCUCUUCCUGCUCCUCUCCCUGCUCCUGCUCCUCUCGCUGUUCCUGUCCCUGCCAAGGCCAGCAAGACGCCAAGUGAAGUAGUAGUUCCUGAAGGAUCACCAGCAGAGGGCUCCACCACCCAACAGAGCCCCAGCACCACCUCCAGUCUGCCUUCACCCCCUCCCUCCGUCUCCUCCUCCUCUGCUGCUACCCACCUCCCCCCGCCACCAGGGGGUGACACCGAGGACGACGAGGGCAUGAAGCACCUGCAACAGGAAGCAGAGAAGAUGGUGGCGUCCCUGCAGGACACAUCUCUAGAGGAGGAGUGUUUUACCCAGACGCUGCAGGAGAGCAGAAACACAGCCUCCGCCCUGCCCCUCUCCCACGACGCUGCCAUGAAGUGGUUCUACAAGGACCCCCAGGCAGAGAUCCAGGGUCCGUUCACCACGCUGGAGAUGUAUGAGUGGUUCCAGGCAGGCUACUUCUCCAUGUCUCUGCUGGUGAAGAGGGGCUGCGACGAGGGCUUCCAGCCGCUGGGCGACGUCAUCAAGAUGUGGGGGCGCGUGCCUUUCGCCCCCGGGCCCUCCCCACCGCCCCUGCUGGUGAGACCUCCACCACCGCGCCCUCAGCCGCUGCCACCCCGGGGUCCUGCUGUGAGUGAGGCAGCCGGGGAUAGGGUGGGGAGGAUGGGUAACAUGGAUCAGGACCGUCUGAAGAAGCAGCAGCAACAGGACUUGGCAGCAGCAGCUCUCUAUCAGCAGCUCCAGCAGCAGCAGCAGCUAUUCCAGCUCAUCAACAGGUGUGGAGAACAAGGUAUGAUGCCUUCAGUGAACAGGUCAAUGUCAGUGCCAGAUACAGGGUCCAUGUGGGACAUGCAUACCUCAGCUUCACAGCAAUCAGGCGGUGAAGCCAGUUUAUGGGACUUAACAAUGAAUUCUUCAACUCAGGGUCCAACACUCGAACAGCUUCAGAAGCUCCAGCAGGAGAGGAGGGAGGCUGAACUCAGGACGAAGCGCGAAGAGGAGGAGCAGCGCAAGAGGAGAGAGGAGAAAAGGAGGCAGCAGGAGGAGCAGAAGAGGAGGGAGGAGGAGGAGAUCUUCAGACGCAAACAGUGUCGCCAGCAGCAGGAUCUGAUCAUGAAGCUCCUCCAGCAGGCACCUCAGCAGGGCUCAGGCUCCGGGGUGGGGUCUGGCUGGGGCACUGGGGGCCUCAACAAGCCAGGGGCCAAGGGCCUCAGUCUGCUGGACAUGCAGGAAGCCGAGAGGCUUCUCAAACAGCAGCAGAGAGCCCAGCAGCAACAGAGAGAACGCCAUCAAGGCAUGUCCAUGGGUCAGUGGGGGGACGGAGGUGCCGUCCCAGGGGGCCUGUGGGGAGGCGGAGGGGGGAUGGAGGGUAAGGCUGGGGGCGGCGGGGCCAUGGGUCUGUGGGAGGAGGCGGUGAAGAACCAGUCCAGAGGUGGCAGCAUGCAGGGUCUGAAGAACAGCCGCAGCAGCCCCUCACUCAGUGAGCAGUAUAUGUUAAGUCGUAGGAAGCAGCGUACGGAGGAGGAGGACAAGCUGCUGAAGCUGCUGCAGGGCAUCAAGACGCCUCAGGACGGGUUCACCACCUGGUGUGAACAGAUGCUGCAUGCCCUCAACACCCAAGCCAACAACACCUCCUCCCCACUGGACGUGUCCACAAUCGUGGCGUACCUGAAGGAGGUAGAGUCUCCCUACGAGGUGUUGGACUUUAUUUGCUCCUACCUGGGAGACACCAUGGAAGCCAAAGAGUUCGCCAAGCAGUUCCUGGAGCGCCGUGCCAAACAGAAACAGAACCAGAAGAGGCAGCAGGAGCAGCUAUCAAAGGAAGUAGCAGGGCUGACCAUGAACAACUUCCCUCUGCAGGACUCCAUGCGGGGCAUGAACCCCAGCGCCCUGCAGUCUAUGUUCCAGGCGGCCCACAUGGCUAAGGGAGGGAUGUACGACGCCCAGGGGGGCAUGAAGAAGAAGAAACAGCCCGUGAUGCUGCAGUCUGACCCCAGCAUCCUAGGCUACUCGUACCACAACGCGGGCGAGCGUCUCAACCUAAAUGAGAUGGAGAUGGUGGAGGAUUACUGAUCCAGAUCUGAUCAGCAGCGGCAAUAGCUACUACCUGAGGCCUUCUGUCUACUAAUCAGACAAACCUGAUGACGAAUGUGCACUGCUAGGGGAUGGGGGGGGGGGGGGGGCUCGUAUGGGGACAGGAAGGAGAGGAUUGUUUCACUGCCCCCCCCAAAAAAAUGAGUAGGGCUCCUCUCCUUAAAUCGUUCACUUGAGUGGGUGGAUGGGUGGAUGAGGUGAAAGGGGGUGUGAUGAGUAUCCCUUGGCACUUGUAAGACUAAGCACCUUAAACUGAACUAAUGCACUUUAUUAUUAAGUUUGAAUAUUUUUUUUUAUGAAUACAGAAUCGGGGUGUGUGUGUGUGUGUGUGUGUGUGUGUAUUGAAUCUACACGCAAUGCCGUAUGUAUACACGUGAAAAUCUGAACUGGAAGGGUGAGGUGUAUGGUUGGUGGGAUAGGCUCACUGGGAGGGGGAACUCAAAGUUAGAGGGGACCUUUAUUUUGAAACCUUAUCAGAAAAACCAAUCCUUUCUUUAAAGACAAACACUGUUGUUUUUUUGUUUUUUUAAGACAAUACAUUUAUAUAAAAAGUAAAGCUAUUACAAAAAAAAUGGAUACAAAGAAAACUUGAAGAUUUGCACUUGUGUUAAAAAAAAAAGAAAGAUAAAAAAACAAAAACAAAUGAGGUUAGGUAUAGAGAUUAAUAUUUUGUGUGUGUGUGUGUGAGGGCCGCUGUGUAUCAGAAACACACUAGUCUGCACAAUGUAUAUAUUUUUUCCAUUGCUUACCAAGAUGUAUGUCAUUUGGUUCAAAUUAGAUACAUUUUUUAUUUCAUGAGUUGAACGUCUGUCCUCUUGUACAGAGGGACUUUCUUUGUAUACUUGUGUGUGAGACCGAGAGAGAGAGAGAGGGCAAUCCCACAACACAUCCGUUCUCUCACCAGCUCGUCAUCCCCAGAUAGACGUCGUAGAAAUACAUACAUUUGUGGAGGAGGAUUAUGGCUUUAUGUUGUUGACCACCACUUGUUAAUUAAAAAAAAAAUCUGGGUGAUUUUGGAGUAUGGGCUAUACCCCUCCCCUGCUGUCUUCUCUCAGCUUCGGUCUCUGAGCCUCUGUGAGGUUUCAAACAGACAGUGGUAAGGAUCUUUAGUGUGUGUGUACGCCUGUUUCUUUACUAAUCAUAGGAAAGAAGUGAUCCCUACAGGUACUCAUCUCUGUGUGUGUAUAUGCAUGCACAUUUUUGCCUUAGAACUCUGAAAGGGUGAAUGGGAGGGAAUGUUCAGUGGCCAUUGAGACAUUAACUACUUUGAGUGUACUGUUAUGUUAAAGGAGAAUUUAACUAUUUUUAGGGACCUAAUCUUUAUUUUUUAUGUAAAUGGCAUAUUAUAGAAAGGGUCCAGAUGACAUAUUAUUUUUUUUUGCAAUUUCAUUUGGUUUUGAGAAACUUACCCAGAAGCGAUCGACUUCCUGAGCCUCAUUCUGGAGUUCCAGGGCAUCCAAGAACAUGAGAGCUUUGCUGUUUGUAAAAGGGUGUUUUUGGAGCCCCGGAAUUCCAGGCUCGAGAAGUCAAUCCCUGCCAGGGUACAUUUUUCAAAACCAAGUGAAAUUGCAAAAAGAAGGGUCUGUAAACCUUGUUUUACAUACAAAAUAAAGAUGAGGUUCUUAAUGAAAUUCUCUUAAGCGCUCUGCACAGUCAAUGUGCAUGUCAGUCAUGUAUCCUAAUAUUUCUAGUAUAGCCUGGGGAUGAUGAUGGUUCUUCUUUGGAAGGUUAGUCCGGUUUAGCUUUCCUGGGACGAGAUCACAUUGCCUUGUCGAUUUUCUUUAACUUGCGUGUGAAAGGUGUUGAGUUUCAGAUUCUGCUCAAAACAAUUGGCAUCAAACUGUCUGUAUACAGGACAGUGCACAACAUGUUAGCAUAUUUGUGUUACUUAUUGUUGUUGCUAUUGAUAAUGAUGCUGGUGACGUUUCUUUUUUUGAAUGAAUAUAAAUGAACAUUUAUAUAUGAAAAUAUAUAUAUAUAUAUAUAUAUAUACAAAGAAAAAAAAAGAUUUGGACUAAGAUUAUGAUGAGCACUUGGGGCUGCUUUUUUUCUCUUUGUUUUUGUUUCAUUACCGCCAUGUGAAGUGCGUUUUAUUUCUUUCUUAAGAAAACAUUGAAUGUAUUCCCCUCCCCCAAAAAAAGACAAAACGUGAUGAUACCGGAUAUAAUUUCAACAACAAAACAACUCAGAUUGAAGAGGUCUUUCCCCUUUUCUUUUUUACUCCGAGGAAGAACUCGGGAUGGCUACAGUUGAUCCCACUGCCUCUGCAAUCCUGUUCUUACAAAAACAAUAUUACUAUGAGAAAUAAAAUAGACUUUUCUAUUCCUUACUGGAUUUUUGGUUGUUUACAAAACGGAUUUCUGUGGGUGCUUUUUUUUUUGUGUAGGAGUGGGCUUUUGCGAGUGUGCUUCUGCAAUAUGGACAUUCAUUGGCGUACAUUGUUUUUGGCGAGAGGAGGAGUGACAUCACAAUGUGACGGACAAGAUCCUUGCCCUUUGACCCUUUAGUGGGCAUGGCUCUUUGGAACUGACUGAUCCUCAAGGAGCGCAGGAGAAACAACAAAGUUAGUCUGUUUUUUUUUUGUUUUGGGGGAGUUCAUUAUUAGUGUGUCUUCUGGUUCCAUUUAGUUACUUUUUUGUUGUUGAACUGCCUAUCUUAACUAAACAAGGACUGAAAUGAGUAUAAAGCUUAAUCAAAAAGCAGAGCACAGCGGAGGUGUUUUUGGUACUUUGACCAUGCAUAAAGGAAACAACAAUAUCAUCGCUUUAAUAGGAGAAAAAAUGCCCUGGAGGGAAAUUGUGGAGUUUCACAUUUUUUUUAUCCACCAACCUAAAAGAGACAGAUGGACAAACCUUUUGAGGGGUGGAUGAGAAUAGAGGAAAUUUGAAGAUUUUGUAAAACUGUACAUACAUGAUGUUGACCUCAAAUCUACCAUUGCAUUUGAUUGGACUGUGUCGGCAGCAUUUCUUACUUUUUGUCAUUCUACAUUUUUUUAAGGGGGCUCAGGGUGUGCAGUGGGAGUGUAUUAACCCUGCAAUGAGGGGAAAUGAAAGGGUACCAGUACUGAUCCCUGGGGGGCACCCCUCAACACGCGCACCCUGCCCUGACACUCACUAUGCACUUUCAAACUGUGAGGUUCCAUUACAUUUGGGACGGGAGCACAGAAAUAUUAUAGUACAAAGGGAGGGUUGGAAAAUGUAUUUUUUUUUUUUUAGUUAAUACCGUCUCACUGAAAACAAGAGAUUCAAACCGAAACGAAAGACUUAGGAACACACCUUCCUCCUCCUGUACAUAACCAUAUUUUUGUAUGACCUUUUUUAGAAAAUCACUUGGACAAAACUACAAGGCUUGAUAUAAAAACAAACAGAUGAAAGAAAUACAUGACAGAUUUACAGAGUGAAUGUUCCUCAAGGAAACAUGUCUCUUUUUUUUUUCAUUUUAUACUGCGGUAAAUUAACUACCUGGAAGUUCCCUUGACUUUGCCAGUGGCCCUGUCUAUCAUCAGGGAUGGCGGGAAAAAAGGACUUAACAUGGAUGGAGCUGCGGACUGCAAGUACUCCCGAGACUGAUUGGUGAACGACUGUCAUCAAAAUGGACUCCACUGCAGAGCCCAGCCCAGGGUGUUUGAACAACAGUCACCAACCAAUGGAGAAGGCAGGGGAGAGACGACACAUACGGAUGGAUGUACCGGGAGACCUUCUGCCCAGAUGCCCCCCCCCCCGCCUUCUGCCACCUAGCCACUGCCUGGAGAUCAACUACAAGGUGACUGCAAGAAGAGAACCAUCAAAUAGGAGUCUCACUUCCUAGCUGCCCUCUGUUGGAAAGGAGAUGGAGCGUACUGUACCUUCAAACCUUUCUUUUCCUCUUCUCUCUGCCCCCUGGUGGGAGAAGUGCCAAGCAGAAACCACAGCAGGCGAAGAAGCAGAGGAACUUGAACAGUGGGACUACACACAAACCUAGAGCUUUACUCAUGUGUACAGUACAUGCAGCUGGAUUCUGGUUAAAAAAAAAUUGCAAGCACACAUUCUCAAAAAGACUUGCUCUUUUCUAGAACCACAUUCACACACAUAACUAAUAGAGCCUGUCAUUACACCAGCGCUUCCCAAACUCGGUCCUGGGGACCCCAAGGGGUGCACUACACAGCUGAUUCAACUAAUCAUCAAGCGCUGGUUAUUUGAAUCAGUUGUGUAGUGCUAGGGCAUAAACAAAAACGUGCACCCCUUGGGGUCCCCGGGACCGAGUUUGGGAAACGCUGCAUUACACAUUCAUGCAAGCAUGCACACACACAAACACACAAGCGGAAAGGCUCAAUACUACACACUUGAGUUCAAACUGCUUUGUAAAUAACGUGAAAGAAUUUUGUUUUCGUCUAAUUGUUUUUCUUUUCUCUCUGUUCAACAUGCCUUAAUUGUACAGAUCUGCCUUGUAUGGCAAACUCUAAAUAUUCAAUAAACAGUAAGAGAACAUAAGGACUAUAGCAUUUGAAGGGGAGGUCAAUGUUCUACUUGACAGGACUGUCUUAUUGGCUAACAAUACUGUUGUAUGUUACGUUAUUUCUGUCCAGCAUAUAUCGCACGUUAGCAUGAAAGUAGAACUGUAGAAAACCCCUUACGACGACGAUGAUGGUGGUUUGCCUUUUUUCAAAGCAAGAGUGUCUCUUUUCAGAUAUCCAGUUUUAAAUGCCUCUACAUGUAGUUGGUGCAGGGUGAGGAAUGAGAAGUCUGGAGUAUAGUGUGGAGCUGAGCUGACUUGGAAGGGUAUGUUAAAGGCCCAGUGCACACAACAACAACAAAAAAGUAUUUCCACACUGAGGUUUGAAUAAUAAUGUGAAAAUGUUAAUGCCCUUUUAGUUUAAGAGCUAUUUGGAAAAAAAUGCUUAUUUUGGUGGGAUAGAGUUAUGGCCUGCAUGGUGACAUAGACCAAUAAGAAAAAGCGUUCCAAACCUCUGUCAAUAACAGCAAGUUUAGUUUUUCCCUCCCCGCUCAGACCACUCCCAGACCUUCCAAGCAAAAUUCUUGCUUGAUAAAUUGGUCUUUGCUAAGAAGCUGUUUUUGUUUCUUUUUGAAUAAUGUUAAAUAAAUCACAGUAAGGUAAUUCAACUGUUUCCCAGAAAUUAUUUGAUAUUGAGAUAAAAAUGUCUGCAUUGGACUUUUUAAAUCUGUCCUCUCUCACACACAGCCCCACUACAUAUUACUAUUUACCCCAUCACUAGUAAUGUUUUGACGGAAAGGAUUUUGACACAAUGAUUCACAUUAUGAGACUUGAUUUGAAAGAUGUUUUAUCUUGGUGCUUACCACACCUUAAAAUGGAGGAUAUAUUUAUUCUUGGGGUUCUCGGAGGAGCCUAAAUUGUCCCUAAACAUUUGACUACUGACCAUUUGUAAUGACUUUUGUCCCUGUUUAUUCGACGCGUCUACAGUAGCUAAUGUUAUUGAAUGGCUGUAUACAACUCAAGGUUUACUCAACAGAUUGAGUGGCUAUGACACUUGUUGCUAAAUGUAUGCCAUUAUACAGUUGAUAAUGGAUUUGUCUCUCUUCUACUGAAGGUGCUUUGGAACAGUUCUGCAACUUGUUAGUUUGUUUUUCUAUGGAGAAACCCAAUACUUCCCCUGUCAGUUGGGUUGAAUGGAUUCAUUAUUUUGAAAGUGUUUUCCUAUUUAGAACCAGUUCUGGUUGGUCCGACAAACGAGUAUUAACUUCUGUUGUAGGAUAUGACUGUGGUUCAGGUUUUUCCAUAUGUUAGCUUUGGCUUUCUCCCCAACUAGCACAUUUGGUUCCUUGGAAGUUGUGGGAACGUAGUGUUUUUUGUUUCACAUUGGUUCUGGGAAGAAGCCAUACCUUUCCUAACUGGUAAAACCAGUUUUUUUUUUAAAGUUCUGAGAACAGCAGUGAAAACUUUGCCUGUUCUGGGAAUGUUUUAUUUUUAGGUUGCAGGGAGGUUCUUACGUUUUACUCUGGUUCCUUUGAAGUUUCCCUGUGAGGUUUUAUUAACACAGAACGGAAAUUCUAGGUAAUUGAGGUUUUUUGAAUAACUUCCUUAACUGUCACUGAACGUUCCAAUAAGAAACUGAAUGUUUCAAGAACACCGCUAGCUUAUUUGGGGUUAACUUUUUAAACUCCAAGCACAGAUCAGACACAUGGAAAUUCAUGCAAACAUACAUUUUUUUGUGACAUGGCAUCUGUGAGAUUCGAACCUAUAAUCUUCUGGAAUUAGUCUACUGCGCCAUCAGGAUGGAGCUAGUGUGCCAUAUUUUUUUAUGCACACAAAUCUGUUCCUUUUAGUCUAUUCAAACAGACCUCAUUUUUAAAGGAAACAAGCACUCCAAGCUCAGGUGUGGCCAAUUAGUGGGUGCGGCCACCGCACCCGAACACACUUAACAAGAGUGUUUUGGUGAUGCUGAGAACAGAAUGUAUGUUUUGAAAUAACGUUCUCUGAACAUGAAAGUUUUUAUACGAAGUUUUAAACAUUCUCGAAACAAUGAGAACAUGGCUUUAAAUAGAACCACGAGGAAACGUUAUGCUGAAGUACUGAAAUUCCCACAGAAGAACGUUGUUUAACGUUCUCUGAACCAAUGUCAAACCAGUUGGAGAAUGUUCCCUAAAGCAUUACCGAAACGGAAUUUAAAUGUAACCAUGUUUGAACUUUUAGGAAACAUUCUGUUAAAAGUAAUGAAAUACCAAGAUUUUUGUUUUUGUCAAGUUCGUUAAAAGUGCUGAGAAUGUUCCAAAGCCAAGCAACUAUCCUGCGCCGUUCCCAGAAAGUUGUGGGAAGGUUGUAUGCAAAAUCAACACGACCAGACUCUCACCAAACUAAUAAACAUGGUUCUCAGAAAGUUAUGUUUUAGCUGUGUUGGUUUUGAAUACACUUUAUUCAGUCAGUUUGGAUCAGUUGAUGUAUUGGUUAGUGCAGAUUGGGGAAUAUCUAAAAUGUCACUGAAGUACUUUGUGAAUACUGAGAGAGCAGGGUAUUGUCAUUAUUUUAAUUCCAUCGGUCAGAUAAGGAUGCCAGUGGCAUACUGGUUUGCAGUGAGCUGUGUUUUAAAUGUAGCCAUCAAUUAUUCUCUGAAUUAUUCUAGUCUGUUGUUGAAUGACUGGUGGUUAUCAUAUGUUAAGUCUGUCAAGUCUCCGGCUGUUGACAUUUCAGAUUUUCUGUUAAUCCUUGAAGUUCAAAAGUUAUUGAUGUUUUGGCGUUGUGAUGCCCCUAGGGGAGAUUGCCAUACCUUUUGAUAUGAUUAAUUGACCAAUUUAUCAAAUGAUAUUUUCCCUUUUUCACCCAGUCAGCUCAAUUCCAUCACUUAAACUUUUUGAAUGAGUUUAGUAACACAAAUGCAUUCUGAAAAAGAACAACCUAAAGAAUUGUAAAUAGUUUGGCUUUUGUUUGUUUGAAGAGAACCAAAAGUGAUUAAAUAAAAUGCAUUUAAUGAUG